AUGACUUAUUUAAGUUGCUUUCAGGUUGCCAUGGGAGUCCAAAGUGUCUCAGACGCCACGGUGUGCAAAGUGUUCCCUUCAACGUUGAGCGAUGCAGCGCAAAAGUGGUACCAGAACCUCAAGGAGGGCUCUAUUACUAGUUUCAGGGAGCUCGCUAUGGCCUUCAAAACCCACUUUGCCCCGAGCAUCGAGCGAAAGAAAAGAUCCAGCGAUUUAAAGAAAUGCUUUCAAAAGCAGGGAGAAAAUUUGAAAGCUUACAUUGCUCGGUUCAAUGCCGAGGCGAUCAUGAUAGAAGACUUAAACGAUGAUACUGCCAUCGAUUCUAUGAAAGAUAACACCAGCAUGGCUUGGAAUUAUAUCAAUCUUGAUGAGGAAAGGCAGAGGAAGUUUUACGGGAUGGCUAGCCCAGUUCCCAGUAAAACGCAGAAUACUUAG
Molecule: messenger RNA, 435 nt
Organism: Mercurialis annua (annual mercury)
Lineage: Eukaryota; Viridiplantae; Streptophyta; Magnoliopsida; Malpighiales; Euphorbiaceae
Exons: 2
Coding region: 1-435 (144 amino acids)
Source: RefSeq, a predicted model, not a curated record